Paramecium sonneborni is the source of this 202-nucleotide messenger RNA. The record is from the annotation of a GenBank genome assembly. NCBI's taxonomy places the organism in Eukaryota, Ciliophora, Oligohymenophorea, Peniculida, Parameciidae.
UAUGUUUAAAUUAAAGAAAAACUCAUUGAUUAAUAAUGUUCACUCAUAGGAAAGCCUGGAGUAUCACUAUUUGAAAAAUAAAUUCUAUCUUUUAGAGGGCUUCUUUAGUCUUCUACACCAUAAAAGUACAUUUAGCGAGCAGUCUCUAGUAAACCUCCAUUUAAUUCUGAUAAUACAUCCUUAUAUUGACCUCUUAAAUUGA